UUGGGCACUCUUUCGCGAAGUAUGUGCGCGAAUGUUGCUUCUCCACCGCGCGGCAAUCAAAAAUCAUUGAGGAAGAACAGCCGAGAAGUAGGUGCUCCCAAGAAAAAGUAACUUCGUGAAUACAUCGCACCAACCGGAAUAUACAGUUAUGCUUCUUAUGUGCAACUCUUGGGGUUCUUCCUCUUGCCACUUAUUUGUGGUGCCUCAGUUCGGCUCAACAAGUAGCACCUCUCGGUCAGACCAAAUGCCCCAGUGAUUUCCACCUUCUUGAAAAGCAUCCAAAAACUUUUUUUUCUUGUGCAAAAUUUAAAGUGGCAAAGACAAAAUGGGAAUGUACCGUGUGUGGUGUUUUGUGGGAAUUCUCACGUGUAGCUUCUUAGUCAUUGAUGCCCAUUCCACGCAACGACCAGCCAAUGGUGAUGAUUCAAAUCCAUUCUUGGACAUGGCAUCGGCCUUUCUCACGGAAGCUCUGGCAAAUCAGGGCGGAGGAAGUGGUGGGAUUGGGGGAAUAGCAUCAGUUAUUGGGAAUCUCAUGCAGACUGAUAGCACCACGGGAAAAACCGGAGAUAGUGGGGCAGGAGCUAUUCUGGCGGGAAUUGGAUCGCUCUUGGCAAAUUCGGGAAAUUCGCGCCAAAAUGCUGCAGGAGGAUUUGAUCCCGCCAUCAUCACGAACAUUAUUGAUAUGUUCUCAGCCACAGGUGGUGGUGAUAGUGGGAGGCAGAAGAGACAGACUGGUGAUCAACAGGAAUCAUCUGGAUGGGAUACAAUGCUCAAUAUUGCAUCAGCAUUUCUGGGCAAUCAAGCACAGCAACAGCAACCUCGAAGUGAUUCACCUGGUGAUGGACUCAUAAGCCUUCUGCCAAUGGUUUUGCAAACCAUUAGUUCCUUCUCAGGACCUGAAGGUCAAAAAACUCAGGAGAGGCACAAGGAUCAUGCUCUUCUGCCGCCAUUCCUGGAAAAUAUUCACGUUAUGUGGGAUCAUUUCUCUCAAUCGGAACUCGCAGAAAUUAUUUGGACAAAAUCUGGGAUCAGUGCAGUUUUCAAGGGAUUUACGGGACGUGAUGGAAAAUUGGAUUACAACAAACUUUUCAAAUCAUUGGAAAAUCAAUCUUUCCGCCGAAGAUGGAUUAAAACAGCUACCGUUUACCUUGCUGAUUGGGCCAAUUACAUUGCCGAUCCGGAAGUUUAUCAGAGAUAUUUCACAACGGCUCAAUUGAUGGCAAAUGGUUUCCUGAAAAGCCAGAACCUCCCACUGAUAGAUCCCUCGAGGGCAAGUGAAACACUUGCUCAGCUCAUUGAUGCAGUUGCCAAGAAGCACCUAAGUGUGAAAAUAUCGUCAAAGACAUACGUGAAGCCAGCGAUGAAUUAUGUAAAAGAACUACUGAAAUUGGGUCAAGCGCGAGGCCUUCUCCAGAAAUUCAACGCCACAGAAAUUAGUGACAAGCUCACAGACACCGUUAAUCUCGAGAUUAUUGAACCUGUACUUAAGGUGUAUCGUGCAUAUCGAUAUGUGUUGAUUGUUCCACAAUGUGAUAAAUUUGUAAUGUGCGACAUAAAUUCACAUGAUCCCAACGAAAAUCUCGGUCUAGCUGGCUUCAAAGCGGGUAUCACGAAAUUCGGAAGUAUGGCAGCAUCGUGGGUGCUCAGUGGUGAGACAAAGACACCCUUCUGGACACUCUUUAGCAUAAUAUCAGAUCCAGGAAAUUGUCAGGUACGCUUCCCGGUGGAUUGUGUGGGCUUCCAUGAAGGUGAGGCUCGAGUAACCACGGAGUAUGUUCAUAAUGAACUGUAAUGAGUGACACGCACCGAUUGAAUAGACUUUUAUUAAAAUACUAUACGUGGAGCAUUUAUGUCGAUUCUCAAGACGAGAGACCUUCCCCUUGAUGCAAGAAAGAAAAUUAAUCCGUUUCGGGUUUUUUGUUGUUGUUGUGGAUAAAAAGAAUGACCUUUAUUGACCUUUACAUGAAUAAUAUUGCAAUAGAAUUGUAUUUUGUUAUUAAGUUUUCUCUAUCAGAGUAUGAUAGGUUUGUGAUAAGCCCCCUAAACUGAUAUUUUGUACAUCUAACUAUGUAUACAUAACACGGUAUUUAAUAUUUGAUUUUUAUUAUUAAAUAAUAUUGCUGUCAAAUUAUUUUUUUGACCAUACAGUUUGCGACAGAAAUGUUCUUCUCUUCUAAUUAAUAUAGAUAGGGCAAAGAUGCAAAAUAAAAUUAAGCAAUAAAUGACAGUGUAUACGCGAUA
Molecule: messenger RNA, 2241 nt
Organism: Lutzomyia longipalpis
Lineage: Eukaryota; Metazoa; Arthropoda; Insecta; Diptera; Psychodidae
Exons: 5
Coding region: 326-1792 (488 amino acids)
Source: RefSeq, a predicted model, not a curated record